This is a messenger RNA of Hibiscus syriacus, 396 nucleotides long. RefSeq lists its product as uncharacterized. The transcript has 2 exons. Bases 32 to 382 code for a protein of 116 amino acids. Lineage: Eukaryota; Viridiplantae; Streptophyta; Magnoliopsida; Malvales; Malvaceae. The record is from RefSeq and is a predicted model, not a curated record.
UCAGCAUCCCCUUGUCUUCCUUUCAUACUCUAUGGAUCUCCAAGAUAUCAUUAUUGCUAUGUCUGCUUUGGGAAGGAAGAGAAAGGAGAAAACACGGAUGAAAAAGUUCCUGAGGGAUCGUCAAGCGGCGCUUCGAAACAAAGCUAUGGAAUGCGAAAUGCUUAAGAGAAAGAAGCAGAGCAUGCUUGCUAAGCAAGCCGCCAACCAAAAACUGGUUGAUGAUUUCAUGCUAUUCAUUGACACAAACGGCGAUGUGAAGGAUGCUCAUAAUUUUGAUGAAAAGGCAAUGAUGAGUACUAUUCUCACCAGGAUGAACGGUGGCGGAGGUAACAUCGGCAAUAAUGGCGGAUUUGCUACUGAUGACGGUAAAAAAGAAGCAUGAAAACAAGUACUGAA